AUGCUGGAACCGCAGUGCAUGAUCCGAGCUGAGACCAAGCUGCCAGUGGCACCUGACAUGACAUGUAGGAACAGUGAAUAUCCUUAUGAAGAAAAAUACAGAUUCAUUCGGAUUGGAAAUCCAGCCUUUUCCACUAGGCUGUUGCCUGUCAGAGGAGCAGUUGAAUGUUUGUUUGAAAUGGGGUUUCAAGAGGGAGAAACUCACCUGGUUUUCCCUAAGGAAGCAUCGAUUGAACAGCUACGUAAAAUCAGAGAUUUAAUUGCUGGAGAGAGAAGUAGCAGACUGAAUGAGUCUAAUCAAAUCCACAGAUCAGCAUCUUCUGAAACUGUAGCCAGCACUCGGGCGGUUGCACGUCAGCCUUCAAGACCUGCUGACUCUGUUCUUGCCCCUGCCCAUCAGCAACUAGAAACAUCACCUGCACAACCUCUUGAAAUGGCUGCAAAUAUCUUGAAAAAACUUCAAACAAACUUUGAACAUCUUGUAUUGGUGUAUGAGAAUCCUUCUCUUCAGCAGAAAGCACUAGCUUCAAUUCCCCUCCAAGAAUUGAAAGGGAAGGCUCAGAAAAAGCUAGCACAAGCUACAAUACUGGACAAAGGUGCACAUUUGAAUGAAGAGGACUUCUUGCUGUUGGAGCUUUUGAACUGGUUUAAGAAUGACUUUUUUCAUUGGGUAAAUAAUCUUCCUUGCAGCAGAUGUGGUGGGCAGACAGAGCCUAAAGAUAACAACCUGUCACCUACUGAUGACGAUCUAAGGUGGAAUGCCAGUCGAGUGGAAAAUCAUUACUGCAACCAGUGCCAGUUCUGUAAUAGAUUCCCAAGGUAUAAUAAUCCAGAGAAGCUUCUGGAAACCAGACGUGGACGUUGUGGCGAGUGGGCUAACUGUUUUACACUGUGUUGCAGAGCUAUAGGGUUUGAAGCUAGAUAUGUCUGGGACGUUACAGAUCAUGUGUGGACUGAGGUAUAUUCUGCAUCUCAAAAAAGAUGGCUUCACUGUGAUCCCUGUGAAAAUGUCUGUGAUAAACCUCUUAUCUAUGAAACUGGGUGGGGAAAGAAGCUCUCCUACAUAUUUGCUUUCUCCAAAGAUGAGGUGGUUGAUGUCACCUGGAGAUACAGCUGUAAGCAUGAAGAAGUACUCUCUAGAAGGACAGUGGUCAGUGAAGCUACGCUACGGGAGACAAUUAACACACUUAAUAGAACGAGACAACAAUUUUUGGCAGAAAACAGAAGAAAAGAGCUCUUGGAAAGGACAAUCGUGGAGCUUGUUGAGUUCAUUUCUCCUAAAACCCCUAAACCUGGUGAAUUUGGUGGAAGGACAUCAGGUUCAAUGGCUUGGCGAGUAGCCAGAGGUGAAAUUGGUUCAGAGAAGAGAAAAGAAGUAAUUUUUAUUCCCUCUGAAAAAGAGAAGACAUCUAAACUGUUCCACUUGGCCUACAAUGUAGUAGAAGAUAGUUAUACACGGAUUUCCAACAAUAAUGAAAAAAUAACUGGCUGGGAAGCAGGUGUUUGGAAGGCAGAGUCUAUCUGGAGGAAGGUUGAAACAGACUGGAAAAUGGUUUAUUUAGCCCGAAAAGAGGGGUCAUCCUCUGCUUCCAUCAGCUGGAAGUUUGAAUGUAAGUCAGUCGGUCUAAAAAUAGAUAGCAUGUCAAUUAGGACAAGCAGUCGGACAUUUCAGAGUGGAAGAAUAAAGUGGAGAGUGUACUCCCCCACAGCAGAAAUUGCUCUGUUAGGAGUAGAUAAAAGUCUUUGCUCCUAUUCAGACUUUUCGGGUGCAACAGAAGUUGUGUUGGAAGCAAUCCUAAAUGGAGGAGAUGGUGAAGCUGCAUGGCAACACACCCAGCUGUUUAGAGAGAGCUUAACAGGAGAUGGAGAAAAUUGCUUGGAGAUCAUUAUAAAACUCGCUGACCUCUGAGAACCAAAAAAAGAGAUGUUCUUUGGAUUCCUUGAAUACGUUAUGCGAUGGAUACAACGCGAAGAUUUGGAUGGCCAUUCCCAUUCAUCCUGCUGGCAGCUUAUGUCCUGUUUGACACCUUCCAUGUAACCAGCUUGAAACUGCACGUGUAUUGAAUAGGUAAACAUCACAAUGAAAACCUUUUUCACUUUAAAAACAAAUGCCAAAAUCAAGGGAUUGAAAGAUUAAGGUAAUACCUCUUUCCUUAUCUAUAAGGAAGAGGAAACAGUUUUUAGAAAGCAACAUACAAUCAUAAGAGAAAUUUUGAUUUGGAGUUUUAGGAUUGCUUUGUUGUUUUUUGUAAUCUGCUGUUUGGAGUUACUGUUGGAGUUCCAUUUUUUGGUAGAUCACAACAGAUGCAUUGUGAUUUUAAAACAUUUUAAUAGACUAAUAGAAGACUUGCUUAGGUAUUUUUAAAAAGAUGAUUUUAUGUAAUAAGCAGAAGCUGCCAUUGAGAUAAAUAUUUAAGCAAUCUUAAAAUUAGUUUGUUAUAUAUAUCCAGCUAGUGUUUGAAAGUAUGAUGGUGUAGGAAAAUAAAGUAAUUUUGAAAGAA
Messenger RNA from Struthio camelus australis, 2500 nucleotides. The record is from RefSeq and is a predicted model, not a curated record. NCBI's taxonomy places the organism in Eukaryota, Metazoa, Chordata, Aves, Struthioniformes, Struthionidae.